Oreochromis aureus is the source of this 6332-nucleotide messenger RNA. RefSeq names its product myosin heavy chain, skeletal muscle, adult-like. The transcript has 38 exons. Bases 4 to 5820 code for a protein of 1938 amino acids. Gene Ontology annotation, molecular function: actin filament binding; ATP binding; cytoskeletal motor activity. Lineage: Eukaryota; Metazoa; Chordata; Actinopteri; Cichliformes; Cichlidae. The record is from RefSeq and is a predicted model, not a curated record. Gene Ontology annotation, cellular component: myosin complex.
AAAAUGAAUGACACGGACAUGGAAGUAUUUGGGGUGGCCGCCCCAUACCUCCGUAAAUCCGAGCGGGAGAGAAUUGCAGCUCAGAAUGUGCCGUUUGAUGCCAAAAGUGCUGUUUUUGUGCCUCACCCGAAGCAGGAGUAUGUCAAAGGAAAAAUCAGAAGCCAGGAUGGCACUAAGGUCAAUGUGGAGAUUGAGGAUGGAAAGGUUGUCACAGUGCAUGUGGACGACAUUCGGCCAAUGAACCCACCCAAGUUUGACAAGAUAGAGGACAUGGCCCUGCUGACGCAUCUGCACGAACCCGCCGUGCUUUUUAACCUCAAGGAACGCUACGCUGCCUGGAUGAUUUAUACCUAUUCUGGGCUCUUCUGUGUGACUGUGAACCCUUACAAGUGGCUUCCGGUCUACAACCCAGAGGUGGUGGCCGGGUACAGAGGAAAGAAACGUCAGGAGGCCCCCCCACACAUCUUCUCCAUCUCUGACAAUGCUUACCAGUACAUGCUUACAGAUCGAGAGAAUCAGUCUAUCCUGAUCACUGGAGAAUCUGGUGCUGGGAAAACAGUCAACACAAAGCGAGUAAUCCAGUACUUUGCAACAAUCACAGCAAUGGGAGAGUCAAGCAAGAAGGAACAACUGGGCAGUAAAAUGCAGGGGACUCUGGAGGAUCAAAUCAUCCAGGCUAACCCUCUGCUGGAAGCUUUCGGAAACGCCAAGACUGUGAGGAAUGACAACUCGUCUCGAUUUGGAAAAUUCAUCCGCAUCCACUUCGGAACAAAGGGGAAGUUGGCAUCAGCUGAUAUUGAAACUUACCUUUUGGAAAAAUCCAGAGUGACUUUCCAGCUGCUUGCAGAGAGGAGCUAUCACAUCUUCUAUCAGAUCUUGUCAAACAAGAAGCCUGAUUUAAUCGAGAUGCUGCUGAUAACCAGCAAUCCUUAUGAUUACCCUUUUAUCAGCCAGGGGGAAAUCACUGUGCUGAGCAUCAACGAUGCAGAGGAGCUGAUGGCCACAGAUAGAGCCAUUGACAUCCUGGGCUUUAGCACUGAGGAAAAGGUCGGCAUCUACAAGCUGACGGGUGCCGUCAUGCACAACGGGAACAUGAAGUUCAAGCAGAAGCAGCGGGAGGAGCAGGCCGAGCCCGAUGGCACCGAGGUGGCAGACAAAGUUGCCUAUCUGAUGGGUCUGAACUCUGCUGAUUUGCUGAAAGCUCUGUGUUGCCCUCGAGUGAAGGUUGGGAAUGAAUAUGUCACCAAAGGCCAGACUCCACAGCAGGUGAACAAUGCUGUGGGCGCCUUAUCGAAGGCCGUGUACGAGAAGCUGUUCCUCUGGAUGGUCACGAGGAUCAACCAGCAGCUCGACACCAAGCUUCCCAGACAGCACUUCAUUGGCGUCCUGGAUAUCGCAGGGUUUGAAAUUUUUGAGAUAAACAGCCUGGAGCAGCUGUGCAUCAACUUUACCAACGAGAAGCUCCAACAGUUUUUCAACCACCACAUGUUCGUGUUGGAGCAGGAGGAAUACAAAAAGGAAGGGAUCGAGUGGGAGUUUAUUGACUUUGGCAUGGACUUGGCUGCGUGCAUUGAGCUCAUUGAGAAGCCGAUGGGCAUUUUCUCUAUUCUGGAAGAGGAGUGUAUGUUCCCGAAGGCCACAGACGGGUCUUUCAAAAACAAGCUGUACGACCAGCACUUGGGGAAGAACAGCAUCUUUCAGAAGCCCAAACCAUCCAAAGGAAAGACAGAGGCCCACUUCUCCCUCAUGCACUACGCCGGCACCGUCGACUACAACAUCAGUGGCUGGCUGGAAAAAAACAAGGACCCGCUGAACGACACCGUGGUGCAGCUUUACCAGAAAGCUUCCCUCAAACUGCUCUGCCAGCUCUUUGCCACAUAUGCAUCAGCUGACGCUGCUGCUGAUGGGAACAAGAAAAACUAUAAGAAAAAAGGGUCCUCCUUCCAGACAGUUUCUGCACUCUUUAGGGAGAAUCUGAACAAACUAAUGGCCAACCUCAGGUCAACACAUCCACACUUUGUCAGAUGCAUCAUCCCAAAUGAGACCAAGAUACCAGGAAUCAUGGAUCACCAUCUGGUCCUUCAUCAGCUGCGAUGUAACGGAGUGCUGGAAGGUAUCCGGAUCUGCAGGAAGGGUUUCCCCAGCAGGAUUCUGUAUGGAGAUUUCAGGCAAAGAUACAGGAUUCUGAAUGCCAGCGUGAUCCCCGAGGGGCAGUUUAUUGACAGCAAGAAAGCCUCCGAGAAGCUGCUGUCGUCCAUCGACGUGGACCACACCCAGUAUAGGUUCGGAUACACAAAGGUGUUUUUCAAAGCCGGCCUUUUGGGUCUUCUGGAGGAGAUGCGGGAUGAGCGUCUAGCUGUGCUGAUGACUCGAAUCCAGGCUGUAGCCAGGGGUUACGUCACGAGGCUGAGGUUAAAGGAGAUGAUGAAGAAAAGAGAGGCCGUUUACAUCAUCCAGUACAACAUUCGUUCAUUCAUGAAUGUGAAGAACUGGCCUUGGAUGAAGCUCUUCUUCAAGAUAAAGCCUCUGUUACGAAGUGCGGAGGCUGAGAAGGAGAUGCAGACUAUGAAGGAGGAGUUUGCUCGACUCAGAGAGGAGUUGGCAAAGUCGGAGGCCAGGAGGAAGGAGCUGGAGGAGAAGAUGGUCAUGCUCAUGCAGGAGAAGAAUGACCUUUACCUUCAAAUACAAGCAGAGAGGGAGAACCUGUGCGAUGCUGAGGAAAGGUGUGAAGGCUUGAUAAAGAGCAAGAUCCACCUGGAGGCCAAAGCCAAAGAGUUCUCCGAGAGGCUGGAGGAGGAGGAGGAGAUCAACGCUGAAAUCACCGCCAAGAAGAGGAAGCUGGAGGACGAAUGUUCUGAGCUCAAACGGGACAUAGACGACCUGGAACUUACCAUUGCCAAAGUGGAGAAGGAGAAAUAUGCCACCGAAAAUAAGGUUAAGAAUUUGAUCGAGGAGUUGACGACUCUUGAGGAAAACCUGUUGAAGUCCUCAAAGGAGAUGAAAGCUUUGCAGGAGGUGCACCAGCAGACUUUAGACGACCUCCAGGCAGAGGAGGACAGAGUCAAUUCUCUAAUAAAGACAAAGACUAAGUUGGAGCAACAAAUUGAUGAUCUGGAGGGGCUGGUGGAGCAGGAGAAGAAGUUGCGUGCCGACUUGGAGAGAUCCAGAAGGAAACUGGAGGGAGAUCUGAAGCUGAACCAGGAAACCAUCAUGGACCUGGAGAAUGAAAGGCAGCAGGCGGAGGAACAACUGAAAACGAAGGACUUUGAAAUCAGCAGCCUGCAGAGCAAAAUUGAUGAUGAACAAGCUCUUAGCACUCAGCUUCAAAAGAAGAUUAAAGAGCUUCAGGCUCGCACUGAAGAAUUGGAGGAGGAAAUCGAAGCUGAGCGUGCAGCUCGGGCCAAAGUGGAGAAGCAGAGGUCUGACCUGUCCAGAGAGCUGGAGGAGAUCACUGAGAGGCUGGAGGAGGCCGGAGGAGCCUCCGCCGCUCAGGCCGAGCUCAACAAGAAGCGCGAGGCCGAGAUUCAGAGGCUGCGCCACGAGCUGGAAGAGUCCACCCUGCAGCAUGAAUCCAUCGCCGUGGCUUUACGCAAGAAGCAGGCGGACAGCGUCGCAGAGCUCGGUGAUCAGAUAGAAAACCUUCAAAGGGUGAAGCAGAAACUGGAGAAAGAAAAGAGCGAGAUGAAGAUGGAAAUCGAUGACAUGGCAAGGAGUAUGGAGACUGUUCUGAAAAGCAAGGCUAACGUGGAGAAACAGUGCAGGAGCCUUGAAGAUCAAAUGAAUGAAUACAAGACCAAAGCAGAUGAAGCCCAGAGGUCUCUUAGUGAUUACACUACCCUGAGUGCUCGACUGCAGACAGAAAAUGGUGAACUUACCCGUCUGCUGGAAGAAAAAGAGUCCAUUCUGUCCCAGGUGAACAGAGGGAAGACUGCAGCCGGUCACAAAAUCGAAGAGAUGAAGAGACUUUUGGAUGAAGAAAUCAAGACAAAAAACGCCUUGGCUCACAGUUUGCAGUCAUCUCGUCACGACUGCGAGCUCUUAAGAGAGCAGUACGAGGAGGAGCAAGAGGCCAAAGCUGAGCUGCAGCGCUGCCUGUCCAAGGUGAACAGUGACGUGGCUCAGUGGAGAAAUAAAUACGAGACAGACGCCAUCCAGCGCACCGAGGAGCUCGAGGAGGCAAAGAAGAAGCUGGUCCAGCGGCUGCAGGAGUCCGAGGAGAUGACAGAGGCAGCAAAUGUCAAGUGUGCAUCGCUGGAGAAGACCAAGCAGAGGCUGCAGGCGGAGGUCGAGGAUCUCAUGGUUGAGCUAGAAAGGUCAAAUGCAGCAAAUGCCACCUUAGACAAGAAACAGAAGAAUUUCGACAAGGUUUUGGCUGAAUGGAAGCAGAAGUAUGAGGAGUGUCAAUCAGAUCUGGAAGUCUCCCAGAGAGAGUCCAGAGCGCUGAACACAGAACUCUUCAAGCUGAAAAAUUCAUACGAAGAAGUCCUGGAUCACCUUGAGAGCAUGAAAAGAGACAAUAAAAAUCUUCAACAGGAAAUCACAGAUAUCAACGAGCAAUUUGGAGAGUCCACAAAAAUGCUCCGCGAGCUGGAAAAAGCCACAAAGCACGCCGAACAAGAGAAGAGAGACACCCAGGCAGCUCUUGAGGAAGCUGAGUCUUCCUUGGAACAAGAGGAGGCCAAAAUCCUGCAACUUGAGCUGGAGCUGAAUCAGAUCAAGUCGGAGGUGGAGAGGAAGGUGGCAGAGAAAGACGAAGAAAUCGACCAGCUUAAAAGGAAUUACCAGAGAACAGUGGACUAUCUGCAGAGCACGCUGGAUGCAGAGACGCGCAGCAGGAACGACGCUGUCCGGAUGAAGAAAAAGAUGGAAGGGGAUCUAAACGAGAUGGAAAUCCAGCUGGGUCAUGCCAACCGGCAGGCAGCUGAGGCAACCAAACAACUGAGAAACCUGCAGACUCAGCUGAAGGACACCCAGGUCCAUCUGGAUGAAGCCCUCCAACGUCAGGAGGACCUAAAAGAGGAGCUAGCUAUCAUAGAACGCCGCAACAAUCUAAUGAUGGCGGAGAACGAGGAGCUGAGGGCGUCACUGGAGCAGUCUGACAGAAGUCGAAAGUUUGCUGAGCAGGAGCUGAUGGAAGUCAGCGAGCGUGUUCAGCUGCUGCACUCUCAGAACACCAGUCUCGUGAACUCUAAGAAGAAAAUGGAGGCUGAUUUGACUCAGCUGCAGUCAGAGAUGGAGGAGACCAUGCAGGAGGCGAGGAAUGCAGACGAGAAGGCCAAGAAAGCCAUCACGGAUGCUGCCAUGAUGGCUGAGGAGCUGAAGAAGGAGCAGGACACCAGCGCUCACUUGGAGAGGAUGAAAAAGAACCUGGAGGCCACGGUGAAAGACCUGCAGCAGCGUCUGGAUGAGGCCGAGCAGGUGGCGCUUAAAGGAGGAAAGAAGGAGAUUCAGAAGCUGGAAGCCAAAGUCCGUGAGCUGGAAAAUGAGUUGGAGGCAGAACAGAAACGCAGUGGAGAGGCCGUGAAAGGUGUGAGGAAAUAUGAAAGGAAGAUUAAAGAGCUCACUUAUCAGGGUGAGGAGGAGAAGAAGAACUCGGCGAGGCUGCAGGAUCUGGUCAACAAGCUGCAGCUCAAAGUGAAAGCAUAUAAGCGGCAGUUUGAGGAGGCGGAGGAACAAAGCAGCAUCCAUUUGGCCAAGUUUCGGAAAGUGCAACAUGAACUGGAGGAGGCAGAGGAGCGAGCUGAUGUGGCAGAGUCCCAGCUGAAUAAAUUAAGAGCGAGGAGUCGUGACGUUGCCGGUAAAGGGGAAUUGAAGUCUUAGGAAAUAGAAAUCAUCACAACUUCCAAAAAGUCCCUGAACAAAUGGUUGUUUUCAGCUUUGUGACAGUGCAUUGUUGCAUUUUUUUAUUACUUUGAAGUGUUUUUAAUGGGAUUAAGAAUCAACUUUUACAUUUAUCUGAACAAAAAAAAGAACAAAUUAGUUCUGCUAAAUCUUAUGAUACAAAUAAGCUGAAGUCAAAAAGUCAAUUUUCCACAGGAAGGUUUGUAGCUGAGUGAAGUGACCUGAAAGUAUGUGUGUGGGAGCAAUAAUAUGAGCUGGAACAGUUCUCCAGUGCUUUGACAGAGGAUACACUGGACCACUUAUUAUGAAAGGAAAGGUGGUAAAGCGUCCCAUCCCAUUAGACAUGCUUACAAAAUGUGUUUUCCAUUUCAUGCCAUAACCUGUUGAUGUGUUUUGAACCUUCGCUGACAGACUGAUAAACCCGCUGACGGUCAUGCUGCUGUGAUCAAAUCAGCUUCUUAUGAAGUUGUCUCGUGUUAUUUAAAAAUAAA